Messenger RNA from Budorcas taxicolor (takin), 1482 nucleotides. RefSeq names its product serpin family H member 1 (gene SERPINH1). The record is from RefSeq and is a predicted model, not a curated record. Gene Ontology annotation, molecular function: collagen binding; serine-type endopeptidase inhibitor activity. Gene Ontology annotation, cellular component: endoplasmic reticulum. Gene Ontology annotation, biological process: negative regulation of endopeptidase activity; collagen fibril organization. Lineage: Eukaryota; Metazoa; Chordata; Mammalia; Artiodactyla; Bovidae. The transcript is spliced from 5 exons. Bases 173 to 1429 code for a protein of 418 amino acids.
CUCGGGACGGGCGGGAGGUGGGGUGGGGGAACGCCAUAUAUAGAUCUGGAGCGCGGGGGCGCGGCGGAGAGUGGAAUCCGUUCGCGGCUCCAGUGUGGCACUGUGACUGCAGUCCCGGCGCCAGCCCAGCCCGGCCAGGUCCUCCUCGGUGCUCACAACCCACCUCCCAGCCAUGCGUGCCCUCUUGCUCAUCAGCACCAUCUGCCUCCUGGCCAGGGCCCUGGCCGCUGAGGUGAAGAAACCCGCGGCUGCAGCAGCUCCGGGCACCGCAGAGAAGCUGAGCCCCAAGGCGGCCACGCUGGCUGAGCGCAGCGCCGGCCUGGCCUUCAGCCUAUACCAGGCCAUGGCCAAGGACCAGGCGGUGGAGAACAUCCUGCUGUCACCCGUGGUGGUGGCCUCGUCCCUGGGGCUAGUGUCGCUGGGCGGCAAGGCGGCCACGGCGUCGCAGGCCAAGGCGGUGCUGAGCGCCGAGCAGCUGCGCGACGAUGAGGUGCACGCGGGCCUGGGCGAGCUGCUGCGCUCGCUCAGCAACAGCACGGCGCGCAACGUCACCUGGAAGCUGGGCAGCCGCCUGUAUGGGCCCAGCUCCGUGAGCUUCGCAGAGGACUUCGUGCGUAGCAGCAAACAGCACUACAAUUGUGAGCACUCCAAGAUCAACUUCCGCGACAAGCGGAGCGCCCUGCAGUCCAUCAACGAGUGGGCGGCGCAGACCACCGACGGCAAGCUGCCCGAGGUCACCAAGGACGUGGAGCGCACCGAUGGCGCGCUGCUAGUCAAUGCCAUGUUCUUCAAGCCGCACUGGGACGAGAGAUUCCACCACAAGAUGGUGGACAACCGAGGCUUCAUGGUGACCCGUUCCUAUACCGUGGGUGUCACCAUGAUGCACCGGACAGGUCUCUACAACUACUAUGACGACGAGAAGGAGAAGCUGCAGAUGGUGGAGAUGCCGCUGGCGCACAAGCUGUCCAGCCUCAUCAUCAUCAUGCCCCACCACGUGGAGCCCCUUGAGCGCCUGGAAAAGCUGCUGACCAAAGAGCAGCUGAAGGUCUGGAUGGGCAAGAUGCAGAAGAAGGCUGUGGCCAUCUCCCUGCCCAAGGGAGUCGUGGAGGUGACCCACGACCUGCAGAAACACUUGGCUGGGCUGGGUCUGACCGAGGCCAUCGACAAGAACAAGGCAGACCUGUCUCGCAUGUCGGGCAAGAAGGACCUGUACCUGGCCAGCGUGUUUCACGCCACUGCCUUCGAGUGGGACACGGACGGCAAUCCCUUCGACCAGGACAUCUACGGGCGUGAGGAGCUGCGCAGCCCCAAGCUCUUCUACGCCGACCACCCCUUCAUUUUCCUGGUUCGAGACACCCAGAGUGGCUCUCUGCUGUUCAUCGGGCGCCUAGUCCGGCCCAAGGGUGACAAGAUGCGAGACGAGUUGUAGGGCCCCAGGGUGGGUGUGGGAUGGCAGGGGGCAGAGGGAGGCUCCUGAGACAC